AUAGUGUUUGGGUACAUAAAAGCCAGAACGUAGUUUUCCAAUCUCCUUUCUUUUUCUUCCACCGUUAAAAAAAGAAGAGAGAAAAAAAACCCCAAUCAACCAGACACUCUUGCAUGGCAGAGUCCAAAACCCUCAUUUCCUCCGAUAUCUCGACAGAUUUGAGCCCUUGAUCUCCACACGAGGCCACAGAAUCCGACGAUCGUCGAUGUUGCGCGUUGCUGCCGCUUGAUUUCGGGCGUUGAUUUAGCCGGGAAAUGAACGGCGGGGGAGACGAAGGCGCUGCCGCGUCGGCGGUCCCGCUGCCAGCUCUCGAGUGGAAAUUCUCUCAGGUCUUCGGUGAACGGACUGCAGGGGAGGAGGUCCAAGAAGAUGAUUGCAAACUGAAGAAGAGCUUGGUGGAUUCAAACUUGGAGAUGUUGGUGGACUUGGUGAACGCGACUCACCACACAGUUGAUAUAAUAUCAGCAAUUGAGUUUGAUAAGAGCGGAGACCAUCUUGCUACUGGAGACCGAGGAGGCCGAGUGGUUUUAUUUGAAAGGACGGAUGUGAGAGAUCAUGGAUCUCGUAGAGAUCUAGAAAGGCUGGAUUAUUCAAUUGGGAGGCAUCCUGAGUUCCGCUACAAAACAGAGUUUCAAAGCCAUGAACCUGAGUUUGAUUAUCUUAAAAGCUUGGAAAUUGAGGAGAAGAUCAACAAGAUCAGAUGGUGCCAGACGGCGAAUGGUGCCCUGUUUCUUCUCUCUACUAAUGACAAAACAAUUAAGUACUGGAAGGUGCAAGAAAAGAAGGUGAAGAAAGUUUGUGAAAUGAAUUUGGACCCAUCACAAAUUGCAGGCAAUGGUAACAUUGCAAGUUCUAGUAUAUCAAAUAGCCCCAGAAAGCAUCUCCCAAAUGGUGGAUGUUCAGAAAGGUCCAACAAUUAUCCAGGCAACGACUUUUUAUUCCCCCCUGGCGGGAUUCCAUCAUUACGUUUACCAGUGGUAGUAUCCAGCCAGGAAACGAACCUCGUUGCAAGAUGUCGAAGAAUUUAUGCUCAUGCUCAUGACUAUCACAUCAAUUCCAUCUCAAAUAACAGUGAUGGUGAGACUUUUAUAUCUGCCGACGAUCUUCGAAUAAAUCUUUGGAACUUAGAAAUAAGCAGCCAGAGUUUCAAUAUUGUUGAUGUCAAGCCUGCAAACAUGGAGGAUCUGACUGAGGUGAUAACUUCUGCAGAGUUCCACCCUACUCACUGUAAUAUGCUAGCAUAUAGUAGCUCAAAAGGGUCAAUACGGCUUAUCGACCUGCGGCAAUCUGCAUUAUGUGAUACUCAUUCCAAAUUGUUUGAGGAGCAGGAGGCUCCUGGUUCAAGGUCAUUCUUUACGGAGAUUAUUGCCUCAAUAUCAGAUAUUAAGUUUUCGAAGGACGGACGACACAUCCUUAGUCGUGAUUACAUGACUCUUAAGCUAUGGGAUAUAAAUAUGGAUUCUGCUCCUGUUGCAACUUUCCAGGUUCAUGAAUAUCUGAGGCCAAAGCUCUGUGAUUUGUAUGAAAAUGACUCUAUCUUUGACAAGUUUGAGUGCUGUCUGAGUGGAGAUGGACUCCGUGUAGCUACCGGUUCAUACAGCAAUCUGUUCCGUGUGUUCGGCUGCGCUUCUGGGAGCAAUGAGGCAACGACUUUGGAAGCCAGCAAAAAUCCUAUGAGGAGACAAGUGCAGACCCCUCCAAGGCCGGCAAGAUCUCUGAGCAGCCUAACACGCGUUGUAAGACGAGGAGCUGAAAGCCCUGGCGUCGACGCAAAUGGAAAUGCUUUCGAUUUCACAAUGAAGUUGCUCCACCUAGCAUGGCACCCAACUGAAAAUUCAAUCGCAUGCGCUGCUGCAAACAGCCUGUACAUGUAUUAUGCAUGAAACGUUCUCGGAAGAAAUGUGCCACUCGGCUAUUUUUUUUUUGGACGGCUGUUGGUGAAGGCCGCUGCUUUUCCUGCAACCAUCAAAGAUGGAGACCGCAAUUCCUCUGAGCCCCAGCAUCCCCUUUUUUAAGUUGUAGUGCAUCCCCAGAUCGUAAUGCAGAAGAGGCUGUCGGUAUCCACGAGGAAGUAAAAACUAUCUUUCGUUCCCGGGCAGGCAGCUCAAUUCUGAUUCAUUUUUAGAAAAGAUUCCCCUCUUUUCUGUGUUGCGUUUAGGUCCGAAAAGCACAAUUGUAGCACUCCUGCAAUCGAAUGAUGGCUGUAUUGAUGCAAUUACUGGGUUUUGGUCCAUCCAAGGGUCGUUGACUUGAAUGCAAAAAAAGGUUUCUUUCUGCAUUACAUGGAUCUCAUCAUCAGCUGGUCAUGGAGCUUUGUUUUGUCAGACCUGCUCAUUGAGCAUUUGUGAAUGUUUAUCAUGAUUAUUUUAAUUUUCUGCGCUAACCUUUACAUCUUCUGUUCGCAGAGCUGCCAGAGCCUGAUAGACGGUCUGGGGCUAGGUGAAGUUCGUAGGCAGGUGUUAUUCGUCGUACUUUUAGGAUGGAUUAUGUUUCUCUUACAAGUACAAUUUGUAUAUUUCUGAGUUGGGGAUAAAAGAAUGGUUUUGAAAAUAAGGCUUUUUGUGGCAGUCUUAGAUGCA
Molecule: messenger RNA, 2579 nt
Organism: Magnolia sinica
Lineage: Eukaryota; Viridiplantae; Streptophyta; Magnoliopsida; Magnoliales; Magnoliaceae
Product: serine/threonine protein phosphatase 2A 55 kDa regulatory subunit B beta isoform-like
Exons: 15
Coding region: 255-1883 (542 amino acids)
Biological process (GO): peptidyl-serine dephosphorylation
Cellular component (GO): cytosol; protein phosphatase type 2A complex
Molecular function (GO): protein binding; protein phosphatase regulator activity
Source: RefSeq, a predicted model, not a curated record